UAAACAUGUGUGUUCUCAAAACUCUGUGAUAAAAAUACUGCUUUUAACGCGUUUAUUUCAGUUAUUUUAUGCGUGUGUAAUAUUGAUAAGAAAAUCAACAAAAGGAUUAGACUAUUGAAUUAGAAAUGAAUUAUCUGAUAACAACGAAUGCGAUACACAUCUUUGCCUUGCUGCUCGGAUUUGGACAAGUAACAGCGCAAUGGUCCACAUGUACAAGGUCCUGCGGCGGAGGAACGCAAACAAAAAAGUCAUGCACAUUUUUUGGCGGGAAAUUUUGCAGUACAAUAUCAAAAGGAUGCAACGACUUCCCAUGUGUGACAGGUUGGGGUAUUUGGUCGCCAUGUACCAAGACAUGUGGCGGAGGACAUCGCUUUAAAGUCGAUCGUUGUGGUAACAGUGAUAUGUAUAAAUGCCCGAAGAAUUAUGAAGAUUGCAAUACACAGGCUUGUAAAGCAAUCAAAUGCCCACGCGGGCAGGUUUAUAGAUAUGGCGAGCUUUCUUCUUGUUGCAAACCAAGCAACGAACAAUGCGGAGUUCCAAAAAGAGUCUCUAGAAGAGUUUUCAGUGGAGAGCCGUCGAAACUAGGACAAUGGCCAUGGGCGGUUGUCAUAGUAAACAGGAAAAAACGCAUCACACAUUGCUCUGGAAAUCUUAUCCACCCGAAGUGGGUUCUAUCAGCAGCGCAUUGCAUGGUAGGAUACUCGGAGUCUGAUGUCUACGCUAUACUCGGAACCAGAACAAUUAAAAAGCCAGACAUAGGAUCUCAAACGACAGAUAUAUUGAAAUUCCAUCCACACAAAGAAUACACGGAUGAUAACCCUACAUACGAUAUCGGAUUACUAGAGAUAAAGAAAACAGCAGUCAUCAACUCAAAUGUGAAACCAGUUUGCCUUCCAAGCGGAGAUAGGCCGUCAAUUGAUCAAUCCUGUGUCGCAGCUGGGUGGGGAAUUGCGGACGCACAAGGACUUAUAACAGAUACUCCAUCUGAUUAUCUAAUUCACGUUGGACUUCGCAUUUUGCCUAUAGAUGCCUGCAAAUCUGCUUUGGCAAGAUAUUACGAGACGCAAUACAUCACAGAGAAACAUAAUCUAUGUGCUGGUCGUUAUGAAGGCGACAAAGAUACGUGCAGGGGCGACAGCGGAGGACCCGUUAUAUGUCAGCGAUGCCAGACCUGUGGGUGGUAUUUGGCGGGAACAACAGUUUACGGAGCGAGAUAUUGCGGUCUUGAAAACAAGCCUGCGAUUUACAUGAAUAUAAGAAAUUUUCAAUAUUGGAUAGAACAAAAAGUUCCUAUCAAGUCAAGUGGUUUCUUUGUUUGUUAAUUGAAAUCUUUUUAUUUAUUUUUUGUUGGUUUGUGUGCAAUUUUGAUUAUAGAAACAAGUUUUGUGAAAAGAACAGAAUGAAUUUUAAUUAUUAUCGUGACCAGACAGUUUUUAUUCGGUACACCCGACGU
Molecule: messenger RNA, 1453 nt
Organism: Styela clava
Lineage: Eukaryota; Metazoa; Chordata; Ascidiacea; Stolidobranchia; Styelidae
Source: RefSeq, a predicted model, not a curated record